GCUGGAUGUACGAGACGCGCACCCGCAGGAUGUCGAUCAAGACCAAGCUCUGGAUGCUGCUGGCGAAGAUCCUGACGAGCAUCAGCCGGCCGCAGCUGUACAGCUACCAGGGCUGCCUGCCGAGCCUGCCGCUGCCCAGCGUGGAGGACACCACUAGACGGUACCUGCGUUCGGUGCGCCCUCUGCUCAACGAUGAGGAGUUCGCUCGCAUGGAGAAGCUGACUGAGGAGUUCCGCACGACGCUGGGACCGAGACUGCAGCGCUACCUGUGGCUCAAGUCAUGGUGGACCACCAACUACGUGUCGGACUGGUGGGAGGAGUACGUCUACCUGCGCGGCCGCAGCGGCAUCAUGGUCAACUCCAACUUCUACGGCAUCGACGCCAUCCUGAUGCAGCCGUCGACGGUGCAGGCGGCUCGUGCCGCCAACAUCACCUACGCCGCCAUGCUGUUUCGGCGCGCCAUCGACCGCCAGGAGAUCGAGCCGAUCCUGAUCCAGGGCAUGGUGCCGCUGUGCUCGUGGCAGUACGAGCGCACGUUCACACACACCCGCGUGCCCGGCAUCGAGACAGACCGCAUCGUGCACUACAACGACUCCACCCACAUCGUGGUCAUCCACAACGGCAAGUACUACAAGAUGCAGGUGUACGACAUCAAGAAGCGACUGAUGACGCCGGCCACGCUGGAGAUGCAGUUCCAGCGCAUCCUGGAUGACGACGAGACGACGCCGGACAAGGGCGAGGAGCUGCUGGGCGCUCUGACGGCCGGCGACCGGGCGCACUGGUACCUGACGCGGCGCGACUUCUUCAGCCGCGGCACCAACCGCGCCAGUCUGCUCGCCAUCGAGAAGGCCGCCUUCGUCGUCUGCCUGGACGACGUCGACCUCGUGUUCGACCAGAGCGACCACACCAAGCUGGACGACUUCGGCCGCUGGUGUCUGCAUGGCAACGGCUGUAACCGGUGGUACGACAAGUCGCUGAACCUCAUCAUCGGCAGGAACGGACGGAUUGGCUUCAAUGGCGAACAUUCGUGGGCGGACGCGCCCAUCAUGUCCCACUUGUGGGAGUACGUGCUGGCAGCGGACGUCAUUCGCGAGGGAAUCGGAGCCCGUCUGGGAUACGCCGAGAAUGGGCACACGGUGGGCGAGGCGGACACGGACGCCAUCCCGCCCGUCAAACUGCGCUGGGACAUAAAAAAGAAGUGCAUGGAAGCCAUCGAGCGCAGUCACAGGGAGGCCCAGAUGGUGCUGGAGGACGUGGACCUGCGUCUGCUGAUGCACGACAGCUUCGGCAAGGGCUUCAUGAAGACCUGCAAAGUCAGCCCGGACGCCUUCAUCCAGAUGGCGCUCCAGCUGGCCUACUUCCGAGACUCUGGCCGGUUCCGGCUGACGUACGAGGCGUCGAUGACGCGCUUGUUCCGCGAGGGCCGCACCGAGACCGUCCGGCCGUGCACCGUCGAGUCGUCCGCCUGGGUCCGCUCCAUGGCGGCCGGCAACCAGGACAGGAAGGAGCAGAUCCGCCUGUUCCGCGUCGCCUGCGAGAACCACCAGCGCGGCUACCAGGACGCCAUGCUGGGCAAAGGCAUCGACCGCCACCUCUUCUGCCUGUACGUGGUCUCCAAGUACCUUGAGACGGACUCGCCCUUCCUCAAGGAGGUGCUCAGUGAGCCGUGGCGGCUCUCCACCUCCCAGACGCCGCACGGCCAGACCAACCUGCUGGACCUGCGCAAGCACCCCGGCUGCGUGUCGGCCGGUGGUGGUUUCGGACCCGUCGCCGACGACGGCUACGGCGUCAGCUACAUCAUCGCCGGCGAGGACAUUGUCUUCUUCCACGUCAGCAGCAAGAAAAGCUCAGCAGAUACGGACUCUGACCGGUUCGUGGGCCGCAUCCAGCGCGCUCUGGCUGAUAUCCGGCUGAUGUUCGAGCAGGCGGCCGAAUGAUGGCGCUCCCCAGCUAAUGUCAACCGAGCGGACGGCCGCGCAACCUGCGGUUUGUUGACCGGCCGAGAGAUGGCGCCCGCCGCGCCCGUAGUUUGUUUAUGCGUGUUAGUCAAAGUGCGAGGUGUUUCGGGUAGCCUUUGGUUUGGUUGUGGCUGUACUAUAGAUUGACAGAAUGUGCGGCAGAGGAACGGCGUCAUCAGAGCCGUGUUCAACAAUGCAACGUGCUGGCACGAGUUAGUACAACUUGGGUGUUUGCCACACUUCUGGCAGGGUCAGGCUCCACAGGAGACUGGUUAUGGCUCUAGCUUAUGCCGUGUGUGGUGUACUGUUGUGUUUGUAGCGAAGACCGGCGUGCUCAAUGACCAGAGAUGUAUCAAUGCAAGUGCCACCAAACUGCAUUCGUUGUAAGAUAGCUGCUAGACUUAACACCAUUUAUUUACAGACACUGCACCCAUGACCGAUUUUUAAGCAACGCUGUGCGGUCAGUUAGUGCUCACUUGCUGUAUAUUGGGUCAGGUUUUACCUUCGGCACUAGGCUUUCCAGGAAAGAUUGGUUGAAAAAACCUUCGGCACUAGGCUUUCCAGGAAAGACUGGUUGAACUGAUUGGAUAGAGGCGAGCUGUGCCUGGCCCGAUUAUCCGAUUAAAAUAGGACAAUUUUCAGAGCUAGUGUUUACAUAAAGUGCUGAUGCAAGAUUCUGUUACAUGCGACCGCCGAACGUAAACGACAUUGAUGAGGACCGUCAUGACGGCUCAUUGAAGCGCUCGCCACAUUGCUCGUCAACUAAUACCGUCCUCCAUCGCUCCUUGGAUGUAAAUCAUAGCAUCGGCAAAACACCGGCGCAUGCAACGACGCUGACAUAGGUGUAUAGUGGACGACCCGGCCGUGUUAGGACGACGCAUGCCUUCAGGACAUCGGCGGUUAAAUGCAACACCUUGCGAUUUCUUUUCAUGAGUCCUCGGCCUAUUUACUUGAGGACACGCCAUCCUUCAUGGCACAGUGUAAGCGCUCUUUGUUUUUUUAUGUUUCCCAGAGAGGUGACUGGAGGAGUGUACUCCUGUUGGCACAUCUGAUAGGUCAGCGCACGCUACAUGUCCGUUCCGAUUGGUCAGUGGUCGCUCAGCUUCAGCACUGAUCGGUCGCAUGCCUCUACGGCUGCACUGAUUGGUCAGUACCAAUUAGCAGGAAGUGUGCCAUGUAAUUGUGCUGCUGCUCUGUCCAUUCACUAAUACAGACACUGACGCCGA
Molecule: messenger RNA, 3184 nt
Organism: Pollicipes pollicipes
Lineage: Eukaryota; Metazoa; Arthropoda; Thecostraca; Pollicipedomorpha; Pollicipedidae
Gene: whd
Product: carnitine O-palmitoyltransferase whd
Biological process (GO): carnitine metabolic process; fatty acid metabolic process
Cellular component (GO): mitochondrion
Molecular function (GO): carnitine O-palmitoyltransferase activity
Source: RefSeq, a predicted model, not a curated record